AUGAUGGACCAUUGGGACAAAAUGCCCCUUUAUGAAAAGAAAUUGCAUGAACAAUUGGCUACAUAUACUUUGGCUAUCACUGAUGAUUUGGAAGGCAGAUCUGGUGUUUGGGGUGAACAUUCCUAUGCCCGUGAACGAGGUACUGCAUCACACCCUCACGUCUGCACGUUGUUAUUCCCGCGCGUUCAACAGACAAUACAAUCAUCUGCAGCAAAUGGACUAACCCUGAUAGAUGUAGACACGCCUCCGCCACAUCCAAGUGUACCACCUUUAGAUGAUCUUAGCGAAGGAGAAGCCAGUGAAGAGAUAGAAUUAGGGCCAGAGGCUGAUCAGGAAGAGACAGAUUGGGAGCAGAGUAUUUUACAAACAGCUGUCACUAAUGGGCAACGUCGCCUGGCUCGAACCGUUCUUACAAUCCUGACAAAUAUGCGAUUGCGUAGGCUCGCUCAUGAACGCAGUCGAUGGCACUGCAUGGAGACAACGCGUGAGGCUGGCACGCGGCUACGUUUGGCUUUAGCAGUAAAUUGGUCAUCAGCAGGUUGGCUCCAUAACACCCUACUCUCCUUUCUGCCCCAACCAUUGCGAGGCCUAUAUGAAGAGGUGGCUGGAGAGUUGCGACGUACAGUACCUCGCCUGGCUGCAAGACUCGCGCCAAGACCACCAGCACCGAUUCAAGAUCCCUUGGAUGCUGUUGACACGCUCUGUAGUAGUGAUUCUACUCCAUGGUUUGGCUGGGUUAGUAGCGGUUGCGAGAAGCUUGAUGCACGAUGGCGUCGCCGCCUAUCACCGUUAAUGUAUGUUCGUGAAUUAUCUGGCCCAACACAUCGAAUUGUACCGGGACCACCCGACCGGUGGUGCGCUGCGCGGGCGCAAGCUGUACGUUCAGCGCUCACGCAGCUAAUACAUGAGGCGGGAGACCGUGGUGUGGUGGUGGGCGGAUGCGGCGCUGGUGCUGCACUAGCAGCGUUUGUGUCAGGAGGCGGCGGUGCUGUCGGCCGUGGCGUACGAGCCCUAAUCCUCUUAGCUCCUCCUUUACUCACCGCGGAGGGGGCACGGGACUUUAAUCACUUGACGGCACCCAUGCUGCUCGUGGCUGGAGGGAGUGCAGCUACAUGCUGGCGCGGUGCUGCCCAUGAGAUAGCGAGCGCAGAGGCACGCCGGCUGCUGCUUAUAGGCGGUGCGGAUGAUGCGUUGCGCCUACCGCGUCGACACCGUCUGAGGUUGCGCGUGCCGCAGCAGGCCCUGGACUCUGCUAUAGCGGAAGAAUGUGCACGUUGGGCGCGUGAAGUAACAGAACCACAAGAUAAUGAGGCGAUACAAAUGAUAGAAUCUAUAGAACUCAGUGAUCAUAUUCCAGUUCAGAACUCCCUUGGGGAUACUAUCCUUACUGAGAAUAGUAUUAGUGAUAAUGGACCAUCCAGGAGAGCAGCCCAAUCUGUGUCCACCGCAACGCCAGUGCUCAACGCUGCGUCUCCUCAUUCAACGCCACCAGGGAAUAGAAGCAUUGAAAUCGUAGAAGGUUGUGUGGUGUCGCGGGUAUCUGGCGGAACGCCCCUGGCCUUGGGUCCACCAAGACGCGCUGAGUUACAGCCGGACGACAUCAUGCGGCUGCCGAUUGUGUUUGCUGAUGACGCUGCUGUAUCCAUAGACACGAACCAGGUCUCGCCAGCACCACUGCUUCGGAGGAGCCAAGAAAGGAAAACAAAAGAAGAAAGAAUGACAGUACGCUCGGGUGGGAGUGUUGGUGUGGGGCGAGGUCGUACUUCGGGGGCAGCUCGUGGGGCACCUGUGCGGUAUGCACGAGUGAUUGUGGCUAAGCGCGGAGGUAGUACACCAUACGUGCGACGCCGAGGUGACCCUAGUGGUGACACCACAACUCCGCUAGGACACGUCACGGCCUGUCAAACCGCGAAAGUCAAUAGGGAAGAAGCCGCGGGGCGCGUGCGUAGAACGUGGGACGGGGCGCGAGGGACGGCAGUUGCGCUCCAGGCGAGUACCGCGGCGGGAUGCGAACCCGCUACAACUGCCGCUCGGCUCUGUCCACGUUCCGUGCUGUGCGAACGGCGACCGAGGCCGGGAACGGCGCGUCACCACACACCAUUGGGCUGUGACAGCGCUGGUCUGCUGCUGAAACGAUAUCGAUCCCGCGUGACGAGCCGCUGCAUCUCGAACCAUGAAAACACUUUUGUUUCCGGGCGCGCCAGGACUCGACUGCAACUCACUCGAUCGAUUCGAGCACGAAGCGAACGGACGCGUGAAGAGCGCUAUUCUCUCAUGUCCGCUACUAUGUAA
Leptosia nina is the source of this 2292-nucleotide messenger RNA. Lineage: Eukaryota; Metazoa; Arthropoda; Insecta; Lepidoptera; Pieridae. The record is from the annotation of a GenBank genome assembly.